CUCUGCAAACAACAGUUGUUAAAACCAUAUAAUAAGUGGUUCAAAAUAAGAUAUCAUAUUGAGAUGUUCCAUUCAGUCAUUUGAAUGGACCUAUAAAAGAUGACUGAAAAUUGCUCCAUUACUAUUAGAGAAUUUCUUGAGAAAAUCUACGAGAUAAUUCACCAAAUUUAUCUGCAGGCGUGAUUAAAUUGGAUGGUCAGUUUAAAUCAAGAUAGGAUUUGAUCCAAUUGAUCAGAUGUAACAUGGUAUCAGAGCGGGAAGAUCUGGACCGCACUAAUUCAUAAACACAGAUCAAUUCAAAACACAAUUUCUCGAGAAAUUAUAAUUGUUCGCAAUUUUUUCUUAAAAAUCAGAACUGUAAGUUUUCUUCUUCAAAUAGAAGCUUGUUUUCAGUAAAUUGAAGCUAAUUGAGGCAUAAAAAUGGCGAAUCUCAUAGUAGAGACACUAGAACAUAGUCAUCCCCUAUAUUUGCAACAAUUAGAUGCACCUAGUGUUGCUUUAAUUGGUAUAAAACUUAAUGGUCCUGAAAAUUAUGGAAUAUGGAGAGAUCGAUGAGUUUAGCCCUAAUGGUGAAGAACAAGUACUGCUUUGCUGAUGGAACCUGUAAGAAAAGUUCAUACAAAGGAGAAUUGGAAACUCAAUGGGAAAGGUGUGAUGUUAUAGUAUUACCAUGGAUUAGCAGCACUAUGGCACCAAAUUUAGUCACUACAAUAUUCUAUGCUCCAAAUGCAAAGUAUGUGUGGGAUGACUUCAAAGAACGAUUCAAUAAGUCAAACUUUACCAGAAUUUAUCAGAUAUGGACUGAAGUAGUAUGCUUAAGGCAAGGUAGAGAUUCUGUAACUGACUAUUACACUAAAAUAAAGAACUCGUGGGAUGAAUUUGAUGUAUUAAUUCCUUCACCUUCGUGUAGAUGUGUGGAAGCUAAGCCCUAUGUAGAACAUUUACAUCAACAAAGAUUGUUAAUGUUUCUAAUGGGAUUGAAUGAGUCUUUUAGUCAUGUGAGGAGUGAUAUAUUGCUUAAAUCUGAUGUGCCUAGUGUGAAUCAGGCUUAUGCUACUGUUGUACAAGAGAAGAGUCAAAGACAGUUAGGAGUAGUGGAGGCUAACAAAGAAGUUCUCACUAUGUUAGCUGGUAGAGGACAAAAUUUUAGAGGAAAAAGGCCAACAGGGACAUUCCAAGGUCCAUCUUGUGAGGUUUGUGACUAUAAAGGACAUAAGACAGUGGACUGCUAUAGGUUAGUUGGAUACCCUGCUGAUUUCAAAAGUAACAAGAAAACAAAUCAGAUUGGCUCAAGUGGUUAUGAUCAAUACCAAAAUCAAAUACAGCAUGGAGGUUAUAAGCCUAGAGGUGCACAACAAGGUGAAACAAGCAGUUUCAGAUCAUAUGCCAAUAAUGCAGCAGCAGAACAGGGGCAAGGACAUCUUCUUACUGAAGAGUAGCAGAAUCAGAUGAAGCAUUUGCUGUAGAACACUGAUCUGAAUGAAUGCAAGGCUAAUAUGGCAGUAUCAGCUUUUUCCCCACCUUUUGGGUGUUACAGGAUCUUUGCACUACCAAAGUGAUUGGGAUUAGUAGACAGUCUAAUGAUUUGUACCCGCUGAAAGAUGGAAUAAAGGCAGCUGUGAAUGUAUCAAUGAAGAGUUUAGAUACAUUUGAACUUUGGCAUCUCAGACUUGGUCAUCCUUCACUCAAGGUAAUGCAACAUAUCUCAACCAUCAAACAAGACUUGAAGAAUCCUCCACAACAAUGCUGCCAGAUAUGCCCCAUGGCUAAACAAAGUAGAUUACCCUUCCCUCAUAGUACAAAUAAGUCAGAUCAUAUUUUCCAAUUAGUACAUAUAGAACUCCCACAUAUGACAGGAAAUAUUACUUUGUUAAAAUAGUUUAUGAUUACAGUAGAUUUAUGUUUGAUUCAACAUAAAACUGAGGUUCUCAUUGUACUAAAACAUUUCCUGACAAUGGUAUGUACUCAGUUUGGUGUUAAAGUACAAGUGUUGAGGUCUGACAACGGUACUGAAUUUACUAACUUAAAAUGUAAAAAUCUUUUUUCUUUUCUUGGCA
Messenger RNA from Lycium barbarum (goji berry), 2057 nucleotides. RefSeq lists its product as uncharacterized. Lineage: Eukaryota; Viridiplantae; Streptophyta; Magnoliopsida; Solanales; Solanaceae. The transcript has 2 exons. Bases 540 to 1439 code for a protein of 299 amino acids. The record is from RefSeq and is a predicted model, not a curated record.